CUGGCAGAUCCAAAACGGCAUUUUUGAAUGCGUCAACUGCUUCUUCUGGUGACUGGAACCUUUGACCACGCAGUCUGUUUUCAAUUUCUUUGCUCAUUAAGAGGAAUUGUUGCAAUAUGACCCGCUUUUGACACAAAUGUCGCGACCAUCUUUUUCGAAACACUUCGAGAACGGCUGACUUUUGUUGGCUUUUCUUAACCUUGGAACACCCAAAC
Acanthoscelides obtectus is the source of this 215-nucleotide messenger RNA. The record is from the annotation of a GenBank genome assembly. Lineage: Eukaryota; Metazoa; Arthropoda; Insecta; Coleoptera; Chrysomelidae.